Messenger RNA from Lactuca virosa, 2133 nucleotides. Lineage: Eukaryota; Viridiplantae; Streptophyta; Magnoliopsida; Asterales; Asteraceae. The record is from the annotation of a GenBank genome assembly.
AUGGCAUCGUCGUCAUCAUCAUCAGCUUCUCCUUAUGCUCCUGCUCUUUCUUCAAAGUGGUGGAAGUACGAUGUUUUUCUAAGCUUCAGAGGAGAAGAUACUCGAAAUACUUUUGUGGGCCAUCUCUACUCUGCUCUUGAACAAGAAGAGAAGCGUUUGCUAAAUACGAGCUGGAGAAUAAAACCGAGGUUGAAUCUUGGAGAAAAGCACUCAUGGAUGCAAGUAACAUUUCUGGAUGGGAACCCAAGCACAUUGCCAAUGGGCAUGAAGCAAAAGAACCUGGUCGGAAUGGCAGCUCGCUUGCAAGGUUUGAAAUUGGAGUUAAAAAUUGGGUCAGGUGGUGUUCGAAUGGUUGGAAUAUGGGGUGUUGGGGGUGGUGAAAAUAUUCGAGAGGAAUCAGGCAGGUAUGGUUUGGGAAAACUGAAAGACAAAAUUCUUUCAGAAUUGGGAGUAAACAGAGGUGGGGGAGGAAGAUCCUUGAUAAAUUAUAGGUUUCUUCAUAGAAAGGUCCUGAUUGUUCUAGAUGAUGUCGAUCAACCUGAUCAACUAAAAGCGUUAGCUGGAUCAUGUGAUUGGUUUGGUGAAGGAAGCCGCAUAAUAAUCACAACUAGAGAUGAACAUGUGUUAACUGCUCACAAAGUAGAUGUGAUACACAAUAUUAGCUUGUUAAACAAUGAUGAGGCUAUGAAGCUCUUUUGCAAGCAUUCUCUUUGGGAUAACAGAGCUAUGGAAGAUUAUGAGCAUCUUGCAAAAGAGGUGGUCUCUUAUGCUGGUGGGCUCCCAUUAGCACUUACAGUUCUCAGUUCUUUUCUGUGUGACAAAGACAUUAAUGAGUGGAAGAGUGCAUUAGUGAGACUGAAAGAGAUCCCGGAUACUGAUAUCGUGGAAAAGCUAAAAAUCAGCUUUGAUGGGCUUAAACCAGUUGAGAAAGACUUGUUCUUGGAUAUUGCAUGUUUUUUUAGGUGGGAAUACAAAGAUGAGGCAAUGAAGAUCCUUGAUGCCUGUGGUUUUCAUCCGGUUAUAGGAGUGAAGGUGUUGAUACAAAAGGCUCUUAUAACCAUUUCAAAUGGAAAGUUUGAUAUGCACGAUCUGGUUCAAGAAAUGGGACACUACAUUGUUAGAGGGGAGCACCCUAACAAUCCUGAAAAACAUAGUAGAGUUUGGAAGAAGGAAUAUGUUCUAAGUAUAUGUGCUAUGGAUGGAAUGGUGAAGCUUGACAAUACUGGAGCAAUAAAUUUUCGGCAUGUUGCACUUGACAAAUCACAAUCUUUUCUUCAGGCUGUUGCAAACAUGAAUAAGCUUCGGUGGAUUGAUUUGUACGUUGAUCAGAUCAAUGAGAUUACACGUCCAUUGCCAGAACAUUUUGUAAUGAGUCAUGACCUCGGGGAAAAUUUUCCACCAAGAGAAUUGUGUUGUCUAAGAUUGGCUAAUCUCAUGCAAAAACAGCUUUGGGAGGGUUAUAAGCUUCUGCCAAAUUUGAAAAUCAUGGAACUUUAUAGGUUGCUUAACCUGAGAAUGACACCUGAUUUUUCUGGACUUCCAAAUCUUGAAAGAUUCAACCUUACGUUGUGUUGGUAUUUAGAAGAGAUUCAUCCAUCAUUGGAUGCUCGGAAAGGCUCGUUGUCCUAUCUAUAUCAAGUUGUCCUGCUGUCAGAUUUGCCAUCAAGUAUAGCUGUUGUUAUAGCGGAUGAAUGUUGGUCACUUGAAAGCUUUGGAGACAUUUCAAACUGUAAAUGGUUGUGGAAAGUCUCACUUAAGGGGAACAACAAAGUAGGUCCACUUUUUGGUGACAUAUUAUUACACUCCAUGCUCCAGGGAAAUGCUAUUGAAGAUCACUUUGUCAGUUUUACUCUUCCAUAUCAGAUUCCAAAGAGGUUUGUAGGUAGGUUGUUUAGGGGGAAAACAUUUACAAUGCAUCUUCCAAAGGAUUGGUACAAUGACUUUUGUGGGUUCCUAAUAUGCUCUGUUCACGGUAUGUACCAUCCGUGUAUUGAUAUAAGCAUCAAGCAGGAGCCUAAAUAUGAUGGAAGAACGAUGGAAAACCGAUGUGAGCUUUGGCUCGAAUCUAAUGAAGUACUGGAGCCUUCAUAUGAUGGAAAAACGACAUUCAUAGGAUAUGUUUCCUUUGGUUAA